Messenger RNA from Zasmidium cellare ATCC 36951, 678 nucleotides. RefSeq lists its product as uncharacterized. The transcript has 4 exons. Bases 1 to 678 code for a protein of 225 amino acids. The record is from RefSeq and is a predicted model, not a curated record. NCBI's taxonomy places the organism in Eukaryota, Fungi, Ascomycota, Dothideomycetes, Mycosphaerellales, Mycosphaerellaceae.
AUGGCACAGCAAAGCGCUUUGAAAGCGAUCGGACGCUUUGCGUCUUGUGAUGUCGCCGACGCUUUAGUCAAACUCGGUCAUCCAUACGGAGGUUACAUGCACGGCAUCAGGAUGUUCUCGCCCGUUGCACAAGGCGGAGAUACCAAGAUUUUCGGACCUGCUUACACAGUGCUCAUGGUCGACGCAGCGGACAAGAGUUCGCCGACGCCAUCGUCGCACUUCGUGGACAACAUACCGGAUGGUAGCGUGGUAAUGAUAUCUCAGCCUCGCUCACUUUUCACCGCUUGCUGGGGUGGCUUAAUGGCUACUCGUGCCCAGAAGCUCGGGGCGAAAGGCAUCGUUAUCGACGGUAACUUUCGCGAUAUCAAUGAGCAUCGCGAGCUAGGCAUGCCAAUGUUCGCUCGUGCAAUAGCUGCCUCAGGGUCUGCAUCCUUCACUCGCAGUGCUGCGUUCAAUGUGCCAAUACACUUCACGUCAGAGACGCAAUUGCGGCCGUUGACCAUCAAGCCUGGCGAUUAUAUCCUUGCAGAUGCCGACGGUGUUGUGGCCGUGCCGCCUGAGAAAGCUGAGGAAUGCCUAAAGCUGGUCGAAGAGAGAGCACGCAUUGAUGAGCAGACUCUGGCCGCUCUGAAGGCUGGUGAGCCUAUGGGUCCCGUGAUUGCUCGUCUGCGAAAGUAG